Messenger RNA from Anopheles aquasalis, 3175 nucleotides. It is a transcript of the gene sob, whose product is annotated as sister of odd and bowl. Gene Ontology annotation, cellular component: nucleus. Lineage: Eukaryota; Metazoa; Arthropoda; Insecta; Diptera; Culicidae. Gene Ontology annotation, biological process: regulation of transcription by RNA polymerase II; embryonic pattern specification; embryonic hindgut morphogenesis. Gene Ontology annotation, molecular function: DNA-binding transcription factor activity, RNA polymerase II-specific; RNA polymerase II transcription regulatory region sequence-specific DNA binding. The record is from RefSeq and is a predicted model, not a curated record.
CGGCAGAACAACACCACGGACCGUUUCGCUUUUGCGGUGCGCGCGCGCUUACACCGAGCGAGACGAGCUGCCGGGCGACGCGACUCGUCCUUUUGCCAUCCAGCAUCCUUCUUAUCAGCUGAAGGUCCUUCUUCCUGUCACCGUGGAGCGACGACUCUGUGUGUGCGCGUGCGAGUGCGUGUGUGUGUUUGUGCGUUGUCAUAGCAACAGCAGCAGCCAUUGGGAGUGGUGCAACGUGGGUUGCGAUAAGAACAACGCUUCGGAGCGUAGGUGUCCAACGCCAAGCUGCGCGCGCGCGCGUGUGUCUGUAGCCUGCGUCUGUGAGUGCAUCGUUUAUCAGGUGUAUUUGUGUGUUCUGCAUGUGUGUACAGAGGAUGAGGAGCAAUAAUAAUAGAACAAACAACAAACAAGCCCUCUUUGAUCAUCAGUAACCGAGGAGCGAGCCGAGAGACGAUCGUCGAUUGAGACGGCGGGCGCAGUGUCGGUCUAUUGCGUGUGAUCUCUUCCUCAGCGAUUGAUAAGCCAAACCAGCCCAGGCGUCCAGGCCUGUCGGUGUGGGUCAAAUGUUUACUUAAUUUACGGCCAUCGUUUGACCCUCGGAACUCGAGCCGAACUCGACGGAAACGGCGGGAAUUUUGAAGGUCAACUUUCCACCCGAGUGCCCGAGAAGCCGUCGGCAAAACGACAACGACCAGAGAGUGGCUCUUCUUUCUUUCCGCGGUUUUUUAAAUGUUCUUAGAACGUGGCACCGGGAUCGGGAUCGUAUCGAUAGCUAGUGACGCACCGAGCAUUCCGAGGGCUAAGGAAGCCACCGUAUACCACCAGCAGCCCGAGCCUGAGGGCAGAAGACGAAGAAGAAGAAGAAGGAUGGACCAGCAAUCGAAGGAUUCGAACGGUACGGCCGUCGCGGUUGCAGCGGCCGCAGCAGCAGCUGCCGCUGCUGCUGCUGGCCGUGGUUCGGUCACGACACAACCGGGUGAUUUUGCGGCUGCCGCAGCCGUAAUGUUUUCGCUGCAGAACACGAUGGUCACCAGUCUGCAGCAGGCCGCCCUGAUGCCCGCCAAUUCGGCCGCCGCGGCCGCUCUCAACCUGCAAGCGCUCGAGUCGUACCUGACGCUGCAGCGAAUCACCAGCAAAUCGGAGGUGCUCCGGUUAAGCAACGCCAGCACGAGCGGCAACCAUCAGCGGCACCAACCGCUUCCCUCGAUGCCCAUCACUGGCCCCGGUUCAUCGCAGAUCUCUACGGGUGGCUCGGGGACGCCGGCCACCACCAACAUGCUGGGCUCCAGCACGGUUUCCGGUGAUUCCAGCGAUACGAUCGGUGAGGACAUGUUUAUGGACACAUCGGGGGAGCCGGCAAGUAGUGAGGCGACGGCAUCGGUGGCCGUCAGUACGAUGCAGCAGAUGCUGCUGCAGAGCAACGAUCUCGGUUCGGACGAGCUGCCGGUGCUGGAUCAGGAUGAGGAUCUCAACUUUGAUGACGAUGCGCCGGAUGAUGGGCACUCCGACGGCAACUCGCUGGACACCGGAUACCCGAGUCUGCUGUUGAAUGCCGCCUUCCACCAGCAGAUGACGGCGGACAAGAUGAAAACGUUGGCUGCCGUUAGUAGUGGCCAGACGACACCCGCAACCUCGGGCAGCAGUACCGGAGCGAUCUCGAAGGCAAUCACAUCGGAUGCCGUCGCUGUCGCUGCUGCCGCAGCCGCCGCUGCCAGUGCUGGUAGUGGCCAGCGGCCGAAGAAGCAGUUCAUCUGCAAGUUCUGCAACCGGCAGUUCACCAAGUCGUACAAUCUGCUCAUCCACGAGCGUACGCACACCGACGAGCGGCCAUACUCGUGUGAUAUCUGCGGGAAGGCGUUCCGCCGGCAGGAUCAUCUGCGAGAUCACCGAUACAUUCACUCGAAGGAGAAACCGUUCAAGUGCCUGGAAUGCGGAAAAGGAUUCUGCCAAUCGCGGACACUGGCGGUACACAAGAUACUGCACAUGGAGGAGUCGCCGCACAAGUGUCCGGUGUGCAGCCGUAGCUUCAACCAGCGCUCGAACCUCAAGACGCACCUGCUGACGCACACCGACAUCAAACCGUACCACUGCAUCGCCUGCGGUAAAGUGUUCCGACGGAAUUGUGACCUCCGCCGGCACAGCCUCACGCACAACCUCGGUACCGGUGGCGGUGGCGGUGGCAUUGGUGGUGGUGGUGGUGCCGGAGCCUCAGGAACCGGGGCCGCAGCACCGGGCAGCACCUCCCCAGCCAGUUCCCUCGCCGGCUCGACCGAUGGUGGUGAUGGGGUGAUGGCGUUGGCCGCGACCGGGACCGGGACGACGGAAAGCGAACUGAAAACCAUCGACCUGAUGGCACUGGCCGACGAUGUCGACUGAUCCGGACACCCGAACCGAAUCGCAUCGGGCGGAACGGGGAACGUUUAGUUCCCCGGGUACCCGUCCGCAGGGUACAAAACUCAGCAAAUCGCUCCCCAUGGGAGAGCGUUCCGGUGUGUAAAUGUAUGUACGUUUGUAUCUCGGUCGACGGUCAAGGAACGGUAAUUUCUUGGUAGUCCUUCGGUGCCGUGUGUGCGCUCUGUAUAUGUGUGUGUGUUUAGGAGAGAUAAAACUGCGUUAGCGUGAGUUAUUUAAUAGUGACUGAUAUGAUAGUAGAGGUAUAAGGAAGGCUAGUACGCGUCGCACGCCGGGAGGUUCGUCGCUUAAACACUUUAGGAAACGUGUAGCGUUGAAGUCUUUCGUUUGCACCACGCUUGGAAGGGUGCAGAGUGGAAACGUAGCGAGCUGUUUGAAAGGGAAUUAAUUUAAGUCUUCGCCUCGGUAUAACGCUGAUUAGGAUAGCGCAACACACACACUAGCGCAAGCGCACACCCACAGACACUCAACGUUAGGUGCACGCUGUUAGGUUCUAUAAAUAAUGUCGGAAUAGAGGUAGAAGUCUCGGUAGUCGGAGGCCUGCAAUGGCCAACGGAGAUGAGACCGUGGCAAUACAUCUUGCUCUGUCCUCCCUCUCUCUCUCUCUCCUUUUCUCCCUUCCUGUCACCAUCUUCCUCUCUCUCUUCGUGCCCCAAAACAGAACGCUCUCAAUUGAUGAUAAUUAAAGUGAAUAAAUAUGCAAGGCGCGCGCGCGCGCGCGCUCGCACGCUCAUGGGAGCAGCAUUAGCAUCUCAAAUCUCAA